UUUUCUUGAGCUUUAUGACGAAGGCCACGCCUGUUGCCUGUGUGACGCCACGGCUGAAUCGAGUCGAGGAGAGAAGGCAGAGCGCCGAAGGUUUUGUAGACUCCGCUUUUUUGCCGUCUCUCUCACUCACUCCCCCUGUCUCCGCGUCGUUUGUCUGGGAGAACAAGAUAACGGCGACGAGCGCUAGUCGCAAAGGUCGCGCUUCGCUGGGGUGGGGGCGGAGUAGCCGUGAGCGCGCAGGGGAGCAGAUAGAGACUGAGAGAAAGAGAGAACAUGCACAGCUCCCUCCUUCGUUAUUCGUUUGGUUUAAGUAGAGCGGCUGGGAAGAUGGCGAGAUUCCAGGACUGCCACAAUCCAUUCGGUUGGCACCUCUAGCGCCAAAAGGAGCGCACUUUUUGCACUCGGGCAAUAUGUCAGCUGAAUUCAAUUUCUCAGCCCUUGCUAAUGUGACAAACAGCAGUUCCGCAAGUGGAGGGUGCCCGCUAACAAAAACCGGCUUCCAGUUUUAUUACCUGCCGACAGUGUACAUCUUCGUCUUCAUCACUGGAUUAAUAGGGAACAGUGUGGCCAUCUGGAUGUUCGUCUUUCACAUGAGACCGUGGAGCAGCAUUUCAGUGUACAUGUUCAAUCUGGCGUUGGCUGACUUCUUUUAUGUGCUCUCGCUUCCCAUCCUCAUUUUUUACUAUUUCAACAAAACGGAUUGGGUCUUCGGAGACAUCAUGUGUAAGCUUCAGCGCUUUAUUUUUCACGUGAACCUGUACGGGAGCAUCCUCUUCCUCACUUGCAUCAGCGUGCAUAGGUACACAGGAGUUGUGCACCCUUUAAAAUCCUUGGGGAGACUGAAGAAGAAAAACUCCAUCUUCAUCAGUGGCUUGGUGUGGUUCAUUGUAAUUGCUGGGAUUUCACCAAUACUAUACUUUUCCCGAACUGGAACAAAGAAAAAUGGAACAACAUGUUAUGACACAACCUCUGAGGAUCACCUGAGCAGUUAUUUUGUGUACAGCAUGUGCACAACUGUCUUUGGGUUCUGCAUUCCCUUUAUAAUCAUCUUGGGCUGUUAUGGAUUAAUAGUCAAAUCACUGAUUUGCAACGAUAUGAACAAUGCGCCUCUUAGGCGAAAAUCCAUUCACUUGGUCAUAAUAGUGUUAGCUGUUUUUGCUGUUUCUUAUCUGCCAUUUCAUGUGAUGAAAAACUUAAAUCUGAGAGCCAGACUGUACUUCCAAAGCCCUGAGAUGUGUGAUUUCAACAACAAGGUGUAUGCCACGUACCAAGUGACUCGAGGUCUCGCCAGCUUGAAUAGCUGUGUGGAUCCAAUUUUAUACUUUCUGGCAGGGGAUACAUUCAGAAGACGACUAUCUAAAGCUACCAGGAAAAGUUCCAAACGAAGUGACAAUAAUCUCCAGUCCAAAAGUGAAGAAACUGCCCUCAACAUUUUACCUGAGUACACAGAAAAUGGUGACACACGUCUGUGAAUGUUAAACAUUAAAAUCAUACGAGUCUGGGUAAAAGAAAAAGGCAAAAAACUUAAAGCUUAUGAAACUGCCUUUAUAGUACACUUCUUUCUGUCUCUUCUUGCCCAUUUUAUGGCAAUAAGUAUGUCAGGGCUUUCCACAGAAGGCAGGUAUUUACACUGUUUCGCAUGCUUGUUCAUGUUUUACUGGAAGCCCUUACAUGCAGAAAGUGUUUGCAUAGCCUGCCUUUUAAUCCUCAAACUGUUGAUUAUUCACGUUAACUUUUGAAUCCCAGUUGUAAUUAGCCUCUUUAGCAGCUCAAAGUCAGUUAGGAAAAAAAAAGAAAAUCUGGAUUGAAAAAACACUGGAAUGCCAAGAUUUUAUCUGAGCCUUACACAAACCACAGAUUUUAAACAUUUAUUGCAGUUAUGGUCACCUGUUGAACAGAUGACUGGAAUGCACCAACAGUAGUAUUUACGUAACCUGGAAAUUUUAAACAUGAAAUAGAAUUGUGUUACUUUUUAUGCUGGUUUCAGAUACUUUUGCAAAUGAGUGAAAUGUGCUCAUAGAGCGGUCUCUUCAUAGCUUUGUGAGGCUCAGCAUUCCCUAGCAGCCCAGACUUUAAUGUGUAUUAAUGCAGAAGUGGUUUAUACAUGGAAUAACAUAUCUCACUAGUAUUAGUUACUGUCCCUGUGUUUUAUAACUGCAGAAACAUGACUAAGCAAAGCUAUCAGUCUGAUUAUCAUGCUGUUAACGCAUGACAAGCUCAAUAUGCACUGUAAAAAUGUGACCUUUGGGUACUGUAUAUUAUUGACACUAACACUGGCGUUAUGUACACUGUGCUGCUCAACCACGUGUCCAAUGUGCACUGUGUAGUGACAAUUUGUGUUGUAUGAAGGCAUAUAGUAUAUGUGAUUAACUUUUCAAGCCAUUUUGUAGGAUAAUAUGGUGUUAUAUCAGAGACACUUUUAUUUUUGUAUGUGUUUUAUUAUAAUUUCCUGUUAAAAUUAAGGUGUUAACUUAUUGCAUGUAAGCAGUGUUAAGGAAAGGUGACUAACUUUUCCAGUUUUCUAAUGGCCUGAACAAACAAAUGUUUCUUUUCUUUGUGUCGUGCUGUUUGCAUGCAAUUUAUGUUGCAUGAUGAUUGCAGUGGUGCCUGCUAUUUACUAAGAAAUUCAGUUCUACAUCCUUUAGUCACGUGCUUGAACUUGUGCUUCUUACAUAUGCAAUUGUGAUACAAUAAAAUUCUUUAUUUCUGUCUGUGGAGUCAGAUGUUGAAGCACAACAUGGUAAGCACAAUUUAUAUUAACCUUAUUGGUGAAACGUUGUCUGAUUGUGACAAUUAUUAGGUACAAUGUGAACACUUUCUGAUGAAUUGUGUCUAAAAUACUCAAGUAAAACUAUAAAACUGAACCAAUUUGUACUUUUUCUGUAGCUCAUUGACAGAGGUAUCGAUUGUAGGUGUAAGAAUAGAGCAAUCAAAGUUUGUUUUAUGUUUAAUGAGAUUACUCAUUCUCAUCUUUUAAAAUAUUUUUUAUGGUGAGUAGCAAGAUGGCAUAGUGGUUAGUGUUGCUGCCUUCUAGGCUCUGGAGAGUGGAGUUGAUUUCCUGUCUUGGAUAAUGUCUGGGUGGAAAUUGCAGCUUCUUCUCAAGUUUGUGUGGUUUUCUAUGGGUGCUGUUUUUCCUUCCAAAUCCCAUACAUUUGCAUACUGGAGUAAUGGGUUGAAUGUGUGUGAAUAUGGAUGAGUGUGCUCUGUGAUGGAAUGGCAUUCAUUCAAAGUUGAUUUGUACCCUUCACCUGAUGCUAUCGUUUUUUGACUGCCUGUGAGUUUAUAAUUAACAAAAUCAGGUUCAAAAGAUGAUUGGAUGGAUGGGGUAACUUUUAAUGGACAUUGCAAAGUAAAGGUGUACAUAAACAGGCUUCUUUUUUGAAAUUUUAUACAGGAAUAUAUAAAAAGUCCUAUCUCUAAAUGAAAUUGACCUAGAUGCCAGAGCACCUGUAAGUAUUACAGCAUAAAAUAUUUACUGUGGCGUGUGCUCCCAGCAAAAAAAAUUCCUGAACAAUAUGUCCCUAAAGGAUGAACAGAAAGGUGUGUGAAGUCAAUUGACAGCUGACUGUUUUCAGGAGUAAUGACAUUUAAAAUAUUGCAAAUUAUAAAACCAGAUUGCUUUUUAUGGAAGUAGAGGAAUUAUUUUUGGAAGCCUUACUGACCUUUUUUGAGUGCACUGCUUAUACCUUUUGCUUAUUCUGUGAACCAAAAGCAAUUACAACCCUGUCAGUCACUGCGCCGAAUAGAUCAUCCAGCCAGCAGUUCAAAGAAAGACAUAUUUUAUAUUACUGCUAAAUCUUUAAAUCUUUGUCUUGGUUUACUUUGUCAUGUGGUUAGUUCUUAAUAUUGUAUCCAAAUUAAAUUCUAAAAGCUGCUUAUCCCUUCAUUUCAUAUCACCCAUACAUCUAAGAAGAUCCUUGACAGAAUGAAAUUGCUGUUUUAUAUUCAUGUAAAUGGUUUAAACCCAUGCAAAGCUAAAUGAUUUUAUUAUAUGAUAGAAUAAUAGUGUGUAUACUGGCUGCAAGAUGAUAGUGAUACAUUUUCCCCAUUAUAUCUUCAAAAAAACAAGACUUUAAUUGAAACUGACUGGAGGAAAAACUGAGUAGUUGUCAUAAUGGCAUAUUAAUCAUACCCAGUACACUGUAAACUAUAUUGUAUAAAGAUUUUAAAAAAAUUGCUUUUGUGAAUAUUAUUUAAAAUGAUUUUUGUCAUAAAGCUUUUUACAGACUGCAUAAGCAAGCCAUAUUCCAUCUAGACAUGAGUGACAUUAUGAAAUGGUGAAUGCUUCAUUUUCACUAAUCGUAUAUUUAUGAUAGAAGUGCUGAGUAAAAAUUAGUUACAUUUAAAUGGCAAAUGUAUGAUAAAUAACAAGUUUAGCUUGCAGCAUAUUUGUUCUUUGUGCAUUCUAUUACAACAUUAUUUUUCAGGCCAAUUACUGGUAUAUUUUAAUAAUAAGCAUUGCCUAGUUCUAGCUAGUUGAACUUGAUUUCUGCCAUGCAGAAGUCUUAUGUGAAAGUAUUUAUUAAAACUAUUUAAUUGCUCUGUGUAUAUACUGUAUAUGCACAUAUAAACUGUGGCAGAAAUAUUGUCCAGUUGUUAUAUUUUAAAAUCUUAAAAUAGCAUUCUUAAAUCUGUUCAAUGAAACUCAGUGUCUUAGGGACCUUAACUGAGUAGCAUCUGGCACAAGACUGGAAACAGCCAUAGACUGGGACCAGCACAUCACAGAACAUAUUCAGACAUACAUACAUGGCCAGUUUAGGAUUGUGAUUUGAACUAACACAUGUCUUUGGAAUGUGGGGGGACAAUUCAAGGGCAACUCACACAGUCACAGGGGAAAACAUACAGACUCCUUACAGAUAACAUCUAGUCAUAGGAUUUGAACCGAGGACACUGUAUCUGGCUAGCAGUAGCUCUGCACCCCAUGUCAUCCAGAUCCAAGAGUAAUUCUUGGAGUUGUUUUAGUGAUAGUCAUUACAAAGCCGCCUGUAAUGUACUUAGAGAUAAAAUAAAUAAACGCCUGGAAUUAAUCAUGCAAUACCCACAGAGGAAGCUUGAAUGCCGUUAGUUAAUCUUAGAGAUGCAUUUUGCCCUUUAUGCUGAGACUGCUAUGGAUUGCAUUCUAGAUUUUUGGUACCUGCAACAUUUUUAUCAUUAAGAAUGUUGUAAGGGAAAUAAAUCUGCAUUAAUUUAUGUGUCUUUAUUUAAAUAAUUGUUACGUAGCUCCUUGCCUUGUACUUAAAGUACUAUACAAAUAAUUGUCUUCUUAAGAUGUCAAUGCAUCAACAUGCUUAGAAAAAAGUAAGUGUAAUUUGCACAGUGAAGGCAACAGAGCAGUUCAUUGAAUGGGAUGGAAAAUAUAAGAGCAAACAUAAAGAACAGCUAGAUAAUGAAGAGUUACUUAUUAAAGACAAGAAUGUCACAUUUUGAGCACAUCCGAGGUGAGAUGGGCAUUCAUUUGUUUUGGCUUGACCAAUGAUCCCUAUGAAAGUGAAGCAGUGAUAUUUAAAAGAAGUUAAAUUACUAAUCUUUAAGAGAUGACCACUCUGUCAAAUUUAUACAGGGUAAAGAGUCUAGAUAGAUACUGUGGUGCUAAUAUUAGAGCUCUAAGGUAUGCCUUAAUUAAACUUAAUUAAACAUGUUUAGUAUUGGAAAAGGUCUACCUGUUUCAUAUCAGCACACUUGAUGCUACCACUGCUUUAAAGAUAGACACCAUCUGUUUUUCAGAUGAUGGCAGAUAGAGAUAACAUAGGGGUUUUGUUGUUCUGGACAUCUAGUGAGUUACUAAAAGUGGUAAUUCCACAAAACCAUAUUACCACUGUUAUACACAAGGCUAAAUUAAAUGUAGAUUGUAAAAGCAUUCAGACUUAUACUCUCUUAAGAUCUGAAAUGUAACUAAAUCUUGCGCCUAGAUCAUAAAUCAAUAGCUACUUUUUGAAAUAAAAGCUGCAGUCAUCCUACAAUGUAUGCAUUCUUCAGUGGAAGAAAAAAACAACAACAAACAAAUUCAUCCAAAUGUUAAGUGUGGAGGAUCACUAUAAAAUAAGUGUAAUAAAUAUCAUCAAUGCAAAUGUGUUUAGACAGAAAAUUGGCUGGAUUACUCAUUUCAUCUGAAAGCUCUCCAGCAACAGGAUAAUAAUUUGUGUUUCUGAGACAGUCAGCAGUCUGUGCAGGAAUCACAUCACUAACUGGUGCAUUGCGUUGUACAGCAUCUGAAACAAUACAAAUAUGGAGCUUAAAAGACUGCUGUUUGGAAAGCAAUUCUUAAUCUAGCUAUUGCUCCCUUACGAAUGCAGGAAUAUAAAUGGCAAUGUGUGAGUUUCCCAGGUUUACAUAACAUGUAGAAUGUAUAAUAAUCAUAGUGUAUAAUAAUUUUGUCAUGCUACUGCCUGCACAACUAUUAUUAUUUAAUAAAUUAGUAUAAUGACUUUAAUUUCAGUCCUAUAAUACAUUUGGAGUUUAUUUUCAUCCUUCCAUUUUUUGAAUCCACUUAAUCCAUUUUGAAAGGAAGCCUGUGUGUUCAUCAUGGGUAGAAACGUUUCCUGGAUUGCUGUCAGCUCCACUAUAGGGCAUACUUCACACACAUCAAGCCACUCUUGACAUAGAAAAUUGGAGGAAAAUCUGCAUGCAAACAGGGAACAUACACAAGUUCCACACUUUUCAGUCCAGUCUCCUGGAGCAUUUAAACCACAGCAUCAACCACAUUGCCUCUCUACAGCCUUCAGAAUAAGCAAUGACAAUAACUAUUUAAAAGUUCAACAGAGGUUUUGAAAAAUCAUUUCAAUACUCUGUAUGAACCUCAAGACCAUUUUAAUUUACACUAUAUUAAUACAGUAUUUGUAUGACUAAACCUCAACAUUUUACUUAUUAUCAUUUAUGAUUCACCUAUACCUAUAAUUGGGUUUAUUAUAGAAAUUACAAAGGCAAAAUAUUACAGAUUGAUAAAAGGGAUUGUAUACAGUACUAAAAUUACAGUAUUUAAUUCUUAAGCAAUGUGUAGUUAAUCUUAGAGAUACAUUUUGCCCUUUAUGCUGAGACUGCUAUGGAUUGCAUUCUAGAUUUUUGGUACCUGCAACAUUUUUAUCAUUAAGAAUGUUGUAAGGGCGGCACAGAGGUAGCGCUGCUGCCUAGCAGUUAGGAGACCCGGGUUCACAAUUGUUCACAAAGAGUUUUCUCACAAUUGGGAUAUCUUAAAAAACUGGGAAGAUUAUAGAGUACUAGAGGGCUUACCCCCUGCUCACUUCGCUAGUCAACCCCCCUUGCCUGAGCUACACGCCAGCCACUUCAUGUCUAUGACGCUCGUGUUGUGAAGAGGGGGGCUGAAUGCACCCCAAGGAGACGUGGUUUCUCCUCCGAAAACCCCUUCUUAAAUGGUGAUACAAUGGGGAAAAAAAGUUUUUUUUCACCUCAUCUUUGCUCGAUCAGCUGCUGUGCAAUGCUGCAUGAUCUGCAUCUCGCACGGCACUUCGAACAUUUAAAAGCCUGUACAGCAGCUGUCUUUGUUAUCUACUCUUUGUCUUUUUUUUCCAGCCCUGGGCACAAAGUCUCGUCUCGCGGGACGUAAGUUCUUAAUAUGUUAGAUUAUAAUUUAAAAACAGAGUAAGAAUCUGAAAAUCUAAAAGCAUCACAUUAAAGUUCAUUAAAUUCUGAAAAGAAUGAUACGAAACAUAUCUCUGUCAAUCAAUCUUUAUUUUACAUAGCACAAUUCAUAGUGAGAACUAUCAAGGUGCUUUAUAAAGCAAGCAAGGAUCCACUGAGACACUGGAAAACGACUGGAACUAUCCAGGCAUCAUGGAUCAGAGUAUAGUACAAAGAACUGGAAUGCAUACAGGAGUUGAUUAAUGAUAAGACAACAUAGCAGAGUCCAUAUCAGUAAAGUAGCUAGUAUUUGUCCGUCCUUGGUCCAUCCUGGAGACUUCCAUACCAACAUCAGAUCCUUACUCCAUUUUGAACUCUGUACUGGUUUUCUUUUUGUGAUUUUGCUGGCUGUGUCUGUAGAAUAAUUUCUUCAGUGAAUUAUGGUAAUUAAUUACUGUUGAAAAAGGUGACAUUAACUGGGAUAAUCUAGCUUCAGUAGCAUUCAAGUAUUUUUUCAGACAUCUCUUGGUUUUAAAUUAUCUUCCUUUUACCAAUUCUGAAUACCAUCACAUCAAUUGAAACAAAACGCAACAGCCAAGACUUUUGGAAAUUAAUGAUCUUUCUGCCCUCCUCGUUCUUAACCACUUUACAUCACAGAUCUGAACAUAAGAUCAAUCAUGCUGUAUAUUCUUUGUGAACAUCUAAUUGUCAAAAAUCAUUGGACCACUCACAUAAAAUGUACUGCAUGAUUAAUUUUACAUUAUAUUAAUCAAGCGGAUCACUUUCUCGUGUGUUCUAAAUUGUGAGCUUAAUGUGUAAUAGUAAUAAUGAAUUAAAAAGAUCAGUAAAUAAAUCCUUAACAGAUUCAUACAAAGGCUGAGAGUGCAGUAUGCAUUGAUUAUAAUGACAGAAUUGAAUGAAGGAAUGUAAACUUUUUUCUGUCUGUAAUUUCUAAUAUAUAGAGUCAGCAUAUUUUAGCUGUGAACUUGAUUCAGAGACAGUUCUAUACUUAGUUAUUACAUUUGUAAAAAAAAAAAAAAAAGCCUGAAAAAAUUAAUCCCGUGGUAAAUACCACUUACUGUAGGACAAUGACAGCAGAAUUCUGGUCCUUUCACUGCAAUCAAUUUAUGUUUGGUCUAGAAUUAUUUUCACUUGUUCAACUCCAAGUUCUAUUUUGGUAUAUUUUGUUAAAGAAACUGAAAAACACUAGUGUUGUAUUGUGAAAAUAAUAGAAUGACUGCCACAGUUAACAUCUCCAGAUGUCAGGUAUUUUCACAAAAUAGCAUUUGGUCAAUUUCUUUUAAUGAAACUAUAGAUUGGAGUCCCAAAAUAAUUGCUAUAGUAUACUGUAUAUUGUGUGAUGUGUUUCACUACAGAUCUCUUUUAACUAUCCAAGUUUUAAUAUUAUAUUUUUACUGAUAGUGUGAUUUCCAUUUAUAUUUGCUAAAGUAAAUUAGCAGUUACAAAUAUUAUCUGUAGAAUAAAAUCAAUAAUUUUCUUCUUCUUAGAUGAGAUGUCUAAAAGAUUAAAGAGCUGUACUAGAUUACAGAGUGCAUUUAGGGGAAUUUGCUUAUCUGUUAGAGACAAGUGAAAUAUGUUGUUCCUCCUUUCAAAAAUGCUUCAGAAGGGAAGACAUUCCCUGCACUGAGCUCAUCUGCUGUUUGUAUGUUGUGCAUCUUGCAGUCCAAAAAAAACCCAAAACCUUCAUAAGCAGGUCUGUGUUGGUUAGGAAUGGUCUCGUUCACUCAAUGAUUUUUCAAUUAACUUAUUCACUCACUCCCCCAAUCAGCAGUGAUUUCCAGACCUUGUGAAUUAAUAGUUAAUGCAACAAUAAUGUCUCUAAAGUUCUUUGUGUCUCUGAUAACCACUGACUUGUUUUUCUGGAAAGUCAGAUGGACAACAUUUCUUUGUAUCUUAUUGUUGCCAUCUCUACUAUGCUGUUGUACUGGUUUUUAGGACCAGCAUAUGUUUUAAUUCUGUGCACACCAUACAUUAAUCUCAUACUGAUAGUCCUGUAAAGCAGCUUUUGAUACAACUCAUUAUAAAGGGCAGUAUACAAUAUCAAUUCAUUCAAUAUGGAACAUAUUUUAUUUACAAAAUAGAUUCAAAUCUGAAGCAGAUAAUUUAUUAAGUAUUUUGUUAUACUGUACAAUGCUUUUUACUUAGCAAAAAUGUUUUUAAGCCACAAUAAGCUUUUUAGACCAAACAUUAAAUUAAGUUCAUGUGCAUGGACAAUGAUAUUUUGUGGUGCAGUGGAUAAAUUUGAGACUGUUGUCUAAAAAAUAUACUUUAUUGUGAUAAAAAUGUUAGUGCAUUGAAUUUGACUUGGUGAAGCACACACCAAUAAAAUUUCAAUAUCAGUAUGUACAACAUUAGAGCAAUAUUAACUCAUUGUUUGUCUGCUGCCCCCAAACAACCAAUUUAAUACAAAUACACUUAGACAAUUUAAUUUUCUUACUUUUGAUUUUAUUUAAAACAAGUCCUAUUUUAUUCAAACCUGCUUUAAAUUUCUGAACAUCAAAAAAAACGGCAACUUCAACAUAAAACUUUAAAAAGCAGAUCUUAAAGCAGCCAAUGGCAAAGAGUGAUGCAAACGUCUUUGCAGUGCAAACCAAGGUUAGUUGUUUUAUUUUGUUUCAUUUUUGGUUAUCACAAGUAAGAAGCUAGAAAAUUCAGGAAGUCAAUUGAGAUUCUACUUUUUCACAGACUCUUCCAACUAAUUUUGUUCAUUUUAUGAAAUUUAUGAGAGCAUGGCCUAAAGUUGAGCCUAUUAGAUCUCCUACCCUUCUCCUUGAGGGUCAGCUUGUACUAUAGAUGCAGUGAGCAGGCUGGAGAAGAGAAUGCAGAAAAUACAAGCCAGCUAUGUGUUGCCCUUCAUCUUGCACGAUCCUUAAAAUAUUCCUGCAUGAAUGAGCUUCAUGUGACACUUGUUCAUAUUUAGGAAAAACGGAUUUAAACAUUUUUGGAAGAGAGCAAAUGUACGAAAUUAUUAACA
Messenger RNA from Erpetoichthys calabaricus (reedfish), 10570 nucleotides. It is a transcript of the gene p2ry1, whose product is annotated as purinergic receptor P2Y1. Lineage: Eukaryota; Metazoa; Chordata; Cladistia; Polypteriformes; Polypteridae. Gene Ontology annotation, molecular function: G protein-coupled ADP receptor activity; G protein-coupled ATP receptor activity; ATP binding. The transcript is spliced from 3 exons. Gene Ontology annotation, biological process: platelet activation; relaxation of muscle; phospholipase C-activating G protein-coupled receptor signaling pathway. Gene Ontology annotation, cellular component: plasma membrane. The coding region runs from base 411 to 1472 and encodes 353 amino acids. The record is from RefSeq and is a predicted model, not a curated record.